Vitis vinifera (wine grape) is the source of this 2764-nucleotide messenger RNA. Its product is annotated as MDIS1-interacting receptor like kinase 2. The record is from RefSeq and is a predicted model, not a curated record. Gene Ontology annotation, biological process: protein phosphorylation. The transcript has 3 exons. Gene Ontology annotation, molecular function: protein kinase activity; protein binding; ATP binding. Lineage: Eukaryota; Viridiplantae; Streptophyta; Magnoliopsida; Vitales; Vitaceae. The coding region runs from base 1 to 2559 and encodes 852 amino acids.
AUGGCCCUUCAAUAUCCUCCAUCCUAUUCCUCACUCCCCCGACUCAUCAUCAUUCUUUGCUUCUUCAUCAUUCUGUAUUUCCCUUUUUGUUCAACAUCAUCGUCAUUUCAUGUCUCUUCUACAUCUGCUUUUGCUUCUACCACUUCUUUGAUUAUUGAGCAAGAAAAAGAAGCACUUGCUCUUCUAACAUGGAAAUCCAGCCUUCAUAUUCGAUCACAAUCUUUCCUCUCUUCUUGGUCUGGAGUUUCCCCAUGCAAUAAUUGGUUUGGAGUUACUUGCCACAAGUCAAAAAGUGUCUCCAGUUUAAACCUUGAAAGUUGUGGUCUAAGAGGUACGCUCUACAAUCUCAAUUUCUUAUCACUCCCCAAUCUUGUCACUCUUGAUCUUUAUAACAACUCGUUCUAUGGAAUCAUUCCCACCCACAUUAGUAAUCUUUCCAAAUUUAUCACCAUCCUUGACUUGGCAACUAAUAAACUCAGUGGCCCCAUUCCUCAAGAAAUUGAUAAUCUCAUACAUUUGAAAUCCUUGCACUUAGAAGAGAACAAUUUUACUGGCCAUUUACCUCAACAAAUGUGUCUAGGUGGAGCACUUGAAAAUUUUACAGCCAUGGGGAACCAUUUUACCGGUCCUAUUCCAAUGAGCUUGAGAAAUUGCACUAGCUUAUUUAGAGUUCGGCUUGAAAGAAACCAACUCGAAGGAAACAUAACUGAAGUUUUUGGCGUAUACCCAAACUUGAAUUUUAUGGAUUUGAGUUCCAACAAUUUGUAUGGUGAGCUUUCUCAUAAAUGGGGGCAAUGUGGUAGCCUAACAAGCCUGAACAUAUCCCACAAUAAUUUGUCUGGUAUCAUACCACCUCAACUUGGGGAAGCAAUUCAACUGCAUCGACUUGAUCUCUCUUCAAAUCAUCUGCUCGGGAAGAUCCCUAGAGAAUUGGGUAAGCUAACAUCAAUGUUCCAUUUGGUGUUAAGCAACAACCAACUUUCAGGCAACAUUCCUUUGGAGGUGGGAAAUCUUUUUAAUCUUGAACAUCUUAGCUUGACAUCAAACAACUUAAGUGGCUCAAUCCCUAAACAACUAGGAAUGCUUUCCAAACUAUUCUUUCUCAACUUGAGCAAGAAUAAAUUUGGGGAAAGCAUUCCUGAUGAGAUUGGGAACAUGCAUUCCCUUCAAAAUCUCGAUCUCAGUCAAAACAUGCUGAAUGGGAAGAUACCACAGCAGCUUGGAGAACUACAACGCUUAGAAACAUUGAAUCUCUCCCACAAUGAACUCUCUGGUUCCAUCCCAUCCACUUUCGAAGAUAUGUUGAGUUUGACAUCUGUUGAUAUAUCUUCUAAUCAGUUGGAGGGACCUCUCCCUGACAUCAAAGCCUUUCAGGAGGCUCCAUUUGAGGCAUUCAUGAGCAAUGGUGGUUUAUGUGGCAAUGCCACUGGUCUGAAGCCCUGUAUCCCAUUCACACAGAAGAAGAACAAAAGGUCUAUGAUUUUGAUUAUCUCCAGCACCGUAUUUCUUCUAUGCAUUUCCAUGGGAAUUUAUUUUACACUUUACUGGAGAGCAAGGAACAGAAAAGGCAAGUCCAGUGAAACACCAUGUGAAGAUCUAUUUGCAAUAUGGGACCAUGAUGGAGGGAUAUUGUAUCAAGAUAUCAUUGAGGUGACUGAGGAAUUCAACUCUAAAUAUUGUAUUGGGAGUGGAGGACAGGGCACAGUUUAUAAGGCUGAGCUGCCAACUGGUCGGGUUGUUGCUGUGAAAAAGCUUCACCCACCACAAGAUGGUGAGAUGAGUAGUUUGAAAGCUUUUACAAGUGAAAUUCGGGCCUUAACAGAAAUUCGACAUCGAAACAUUGUGAAGUUUUAUGGCUAUUGCUCACAUGCAAGGCACUCGUUUUUGGUCUAUAAGCUGAUGGAAAAGGGAAGCCUAAGAAACAUUCUAAGCAACGAGGAAGAAGCAAUUGGGUUGGAUUGGAUUAGGAGGCUAAAUAUUGUGAAAGGUGUGGCGGAGGCAUUAUCUUAUAUGCAUCAUGAUUGUUCACCCCCUAUAAUUCACAGGGACAUAUCCAGUAACAAUGUUUUAUUGGACUCUGAAUAUGAGGCUCAUGUAUCGGACUUCGGCACAGCAAGGCUUUUAAAGCCAGACUCAUCAUCCAAUUGGACCUCAUUCGCAGGCACCUUUGGGUAUAGUGCUCCAGAGCUUGCUUACACCACCCAGGUGAAUAAUAAAACUGAUGUUUAUAGCUAUGGGGUGGUGACAUUGGAAGUAAUUAUGGGUAAACAUCCUGGUGAUCUCAUCUCAUCCCUGUCAUCAGCAUCAUCAUCGUCAUCAGUCACAGCAGUGGCUGAUUCUUUGUUGUUGAAGGAUGCGAUAGACCAACGCCUCUCACCUCCCAUACAUCAAAUCAGUGAGGAAGUUGCAUUUGCUGUGAAGCUAGCAUUUGCGUGCCAGCAUGUUAACCCCCAUUGUCGGCCAACCAUGAGGCAAGUUUCUCAGGCACUAUCAAGUCAGAAGCCACCUUUGCAAAAACCAUUCCCCAUUAUUACAUUGAGAGAGCUGUUUCAGGGGUGAUCAUCCGGAAGCUCUCUGGUAGGUGGUCAAUAUGGAAAACCUCUGCUCUCUUCUACUUUUUCGGCCUUGAUUGCGCUCAUGCAAGUGAAUCUCUGUAAUUUCAUCGCUUUUCAAUCUUUGGUUCCUUAAAAAUAUUCUUGAGGAUCUAUUUUGUUUUAAAUGACGUUAUCAGAGACAAUGCCAUCUUACUUGUAUUACUGUCCUU